CCAUUAGGAAGCCUGUUCACAGUAUGUAUCUCGCAGACAGCAGCCGCACGGUGACGCCCCGCAGCGAUAUCGCACAGUGUGUCAGUGUGCAGCCUAGGAGCUCAGGGCUGGCGAGGCCCCGCCCCGUGUCAUGAUAAGGAAACCCGGACAGACCCUCCCUCGGCUUCAUCUGCUGUGAGUGCUGCUGCCUGGGAGCAGGAGGGAGCGGCGGCGAGCUACAGGGAAUGAAAUGGUGAAAUAAACAAGCUGCUUCAAGAUGAAUAAAGCAAAAGCGGUAACGGAAAAAUGCCUUCCAAACAAUUCCCGUAUUGCAAGCCUACUGUCACAGCUAGAAAAGAUCAACACAGAAUCUCCAACUGGGGAUCCUGACACCCCAAGAUACAUCACGUCAAAGAUACUUCAUUUGGCUCAAACACAAGAAAAAACUAGGAAGGAGAUGACUGCCAAAGGGUCCACUGGUAUGGAAGUGAUUUUAUUCACUCUAGAGAACACAAGGGAUCUUCAAACAACAUUAAAUGUUUUAAAUAUUCUCAAUGAACUGGUGUCCACUGGUGGGGGCAGAAGAAUAAGUGUCCUCAUAUCAAGAGGGGGGACUCCAAUCUUGCUCCAGUUGCUUUUACGUGCCAGCAAGGAUUCACCCCAAAAUGAAGAGUUAAUGGUGAUUAUGCAUAGUUUGCUUGCAAAAGUUGGACCAAAAGAUAAGAAGUUUGGAGUUAAAGCGCGAAUUAAUGGGGCGUUAACAAUAUCUCUUAAUCUGGUGAAACAGAAUUUGCAAAAUCCAAAGCUACUUCUCCCAUGCCUUCAAGUUUUACGUGUGUACUGUAUUAACUCUGUAAAUGCUGUAUCUUUGGGGAAAAGUGGAGCCGUGGAAAUUCUGUUCAAGAUAACUGGGCCAUUCAGUAAAAAAUACACAGGCCUUAUGAAGGUUGCUUUAGAUACAUUAUCUGCUUUGUUGAAAUCAAAAACAAAUUCCAGAAAAGCUGUAGACCGGGGAUACGUUGAGGGACUUCUAACCAUCUAUAUGGACUGGCAUCGCCAUGACACUCGACAUAGGCACAUGUUGAUUCGGAAAGGAAUCUUGCAAUGUCUUAAAAGUAUUACAAACAUCAAGCUAGGAAGAAAAGCAUUCAUUGAUGCCAAUGGUAUGAAAAUACUGUAUAACACUUCUCAGGACUGCCAGGCUGUGAGAACGCUGGACCCACUUGUUAACACGUCAAGUUUAAUUAUGAGAAAAUGCUUUCCCAAAAACCGCCUUCCACUUCCAACUAUCAAAAGUUCUUUUCAUUUCUCACUCCCAGUGAUUCCUACAAGUGGGCCUGUGGCUCAGAUGAUUAAUAUGCCUCCAGAAGUAGACGAUGUUGUUGAUGAGAGUGAUGACAAUGAUGAUACAGAAGCUGAAGUGGAUGCUGAAAUUGAAGAUGAUCUUGACCAAGGCUUUAAGAAUGACGAUAUUGAAACCGAUGUAAACAAACUCAAACCAAGACAAGAGUUGGGACGAUCAUUAGAGGAUUUGAAAAUGUAUGAGCGCUUCUUCCCUGAACUCUGUGAUGAUUUUCAAGAGUUUGACUUGGUCUCCAAUGAACCAAAGCCUGGAGCCCACCUGGGAGGUCCUAUUAUUGUCCCAACUGCAGGAGAGGAGCAGCCUGAUAGACCAAGAAGUAUCAUGACUAGGAAAGGCAGUAACAUAGUGGAUGAAUGUAACAAAAGACCAAUGUUUCGAGAUAUGCCAAAGAAUGGCAGCUCAGUGCAGUACACAGAGUGUGGACCAGACCGAUCCUCAUGCUACUAUUUGAAUGAUGAUGUAGUGCGAGAUCUUGACAGACUGUCACUACAAAAGACCUCAUCAAACAGCUGCAAAAAUGGAUGUAUAUCAGCCAAAGACAAAUCUAGUCUUUUAUCUCAUUCGUGCAGUAGGUACACACAAAAUUCUUCAUCCUGUGGCAACAGCCUGUUUGAGAAACGUUCUGUGCACCUAGGUCCUUUGUGCUGCUCUGGAACUGUGCCUGAGGAUGACGAAGAUUCUAGUCCAUUAAAUGGGCAAACACUCACAGAAACUGGUACUUUUCUGCCUCUUCAUGACCCUGAUCUUUAUGUUGAAAUUGUAAAAAAUACCAAGUCAGUCCCAGAAUACUCUGAUGUGGCAUACCCAGACUACUUUGGACAUGUGCCUCCACUAUUCAAAGAGCCUAUUUUAGAGAGGCCAUAUGGUGUACAAAGGACAAAAAUAUCUCAAGAUAUCGAACGGAUGAUUCAUCCCAAUGAUAUAAUCGACAGGGUUGUAUAUGACCUUGAUAAUCCUAACUGCCCAGAUCCAGAUGAAAGUGACGUCCUAAAGUUCAACUCAAAAUUCGAAUCUGGAAACCUGAGGAAGGUCAUUCAGAUAAGAAAAAAUGAGUAUGAUCUUAUCUUGAACUCGGAUAUUAACAGUAAUCACUAUCACCAGUGGUUUUAUUUUGAAGUCAGUGGAAUGAAAACAGGCGUAGCUUAUCGAUUCAACAUCAUUAAUUGUGAGAAGUCCAACAGUCAAUUUAAUUACGGUAUGCAACCAUUAAUGUACUCUGUACAGGAUGCUCUGGCGUCACGGCCUUGGUGGAUGCGUGUUGGAACAGAUAUAUGUUACUACAAAAAUCAUUUCUCCAGAAGUUCAGUGGCUACUGGAGGUCAGAAGGGAAAAUCCUAUUACACUUUGACAUUUACAAUACUAUUCCCUCACAGAGAUGAUGUCUGCUAUUUUGCUUAUCAUUAUCCGUACACAUACUCAACAUUAAAGAUGCACAUUGAAAAACUGGAAUCUCUGCACAACCCUCAACAGAUUUAUUAUCGUCAUGAUGUUCUGUGUGAAACAAUAGGUGGAAAUGGAUGCCCGGUGGUCACCAUAACGGCAAUGCCAGAGUCCAAUUAUUAUGAGCAUGUCUAUCAGUUCCGUAACCGGCCAUAUAUUUUUCUCACAUCCCGUGUGCAUCCUGGAGAGACCAAUGCUAGCUGGGUUAUGAAAGGCACUUUGGAGUUUUUAAUGAGUAACAGUCCCUCUGCUCAAUGUUUACGGGAAUCUUACAUUUUUAAAAUUGUUCCCAUGUUAAAUCCUGAUGGUGUGAUCAAUGGCAAUCACCGCUGUUCUUUAAGCGGGGAAGAUCUCAACAGACAGUGGCAAAACCCAAAUGUAGACCUGCAUCCUACAAUCUACCACACAAAAGGGCUCUUGCAGUACCUGGCUGCCAUAAGACAUGUACCUUUGGUCUACUGCGAUUACCAUGGCCAUUCUCGUAAGAAAAAUGUGUUCAUGUAUGGCUGCAGCAUUAAGGAAACCGUAUGGCACACAAAUGGGAGCGCUGCCUCGUGUGACAUGAAUGAGGAUAAUGGCUACAGAACUCUUCCUAAAGUCCUAAGUCAGAUCGCCCCAGCAUUUUCCAUGAGCAGCUGUAGUUUUGUUGUGGAAAAGUCUAAAGAAUCCACUGCCCGUGUUGUUGUCUGGAGAGAGCUGGGAGUUCAGAGAAGUUACACAAUGGAAAGUACGCUAUGUGGGUGUGAUCAGGGAAAAUACAAGAGUUUACAAAUCGGCACAAAAGAGCUUGAAGAGAUGGGCGCCAAGUUCUGUGUAGGUUUACUUCGUUUGAAGAGAAUGACCUCUCCUGUUGAAUUCAGUUUGCCUCCAAGCCUCCUUGACAUAGAAAAUGAUCUCAUAGAGUCCAGCUGCAAAGUUGCAAGUCCUACAACCUAUGUUCUGGAGGAUGAUGAACCUCGUUUCCUCGAGGAAGUUGAUUACAGCGCAGAGAGCAAUGAUGAUGUUGAUCCUGAUCUGCCUGAUCACCUUGUUGACUUUGAGCCAUCUGUGGUGGAAGAAGAUGGAUAUUCCAACUCAGAACUCAUGCGGACAACCUUGUGUGGGCAAUCAACAUAAUAAACAGUAUUAGCGAAUAGGAUUAUCUUCUUGUCCUUUUUUAAGAAGAUAUAGCUGGAUAAAAUUGAAGAGAAACCGUAAAUGUAUUGAUGGCAUAUGAUAGCUUUCUGGAUGAUUUCUUUUUGUGAGGGGGUGGUGCAAUCAUAUUACUACUGUAUAUUUUAAUGUGGUGUGGAUAUGAUUUUGUUUUGCAUGGCUUUUUGUCAGAUACCGUUUGAACUUGAUUCUUCAAUCUUUGUAGUUGAGCAACUGGCUGAAAUCUGAAUAAAAAGCCAUAUCCUGA
Pelobates fuscus (common spadefoot toad) is the source of this 4181-nucleotide messenger RNA. RefSeq names its product ATP/GTP binding carboxypeptidase 1 (gene AGTPBP1). Gene Ontology annotation, molecular function: zinc ion binding; metallocarboxypeptidase activity. The record is from RefSeq and is a predicted model, not a curated record. Lineage: Eukaryota; Metazoa; Chordata; Amphibia; Anura; Pelobatidae. Bases 257 to 3898 code for a protein of 1213 amino acids. The transcript is spliced from 26 exons. Gene Ontology annotation, biological process: protein side chain deglutamylation; proteolysis.